AUGUCACACAGUCACGGAGGGCAUAACUGCAGUGAUGAACAUGACCAUGAUCAUGAUGGUCCUGAUAGAGGAGAGGAAGUCACUCUUAUAUCUCAGAUUGACCUGGACAAUGUCCGUUGUCUGAAUGAAGCCAUUUCAGGGUCGGUAAAGAAAGUGUUUCGUCCAUGGGACAAGCGGUUUGAUGAAGGACAGUUUGUCGAGAGCGAUGCAGACGAGCAGUUGAUUAUAUUCAUUCCAUUUGUUAGUUCUGUCAAACUCAAGUCCAUUGCAUUGCUGGGAAACAACGAUGCCAGUGCUCCAUCAUGCAUGAAAGUAUUCAUCAAUAGAGAAGAUAUCGAUUUUGGAUCGGUUGAAUCUACUGGCUGUCAGCAGGAAUGGGAACUAGUUGAAACGAUCCCAAGGGGUGUGAUUCCAGAAUAUCCAACUCGUAUGACCAAGUUUGCCAAUGUCCGUAAUCUAACCUUGUUUAUUCCAAGCAAUUUUGGCAGCGAGUCCACCAAAAUCAACUAUAUUGGACUCAAGGGCGAGUGGACAGCCAUUACCAAGGCUCCGAUCAUUACUAUUUACGAGUUGGCUGCCAAUCCUGCAGAUCACAAGACAGAGGCUGAUAGUUUGAAGGGAUUCGGCACAAUCCAGUGA
Messenger RNA from Batrachochytrium dendrobatidis JAM81, 639 nucleotides. RefSeq lists its product as uncharacterized. NCBI's taxonomy places the organism in Eukaryota, Fungi, Chytridiomycota, Chytridiomycetes, Rhizophydiales. Bases 1 to 639 code for a protein of 212 amino acids. The transcript is spliced from 6 exons. The record is from RefSeq and is a predicted model, not a curated record. Gene Ontology annotation, cellular component: nucleus.